CAGACCAUUGUCAGAGUGGAUUUAAUGGAAAUGGAUGAAGAAACAUUUAUAGAUAAGAACCUCACAAUGGAAGGCCAAGACACCGACACGUUCUGUCGGGCAGCUGGGAGCAAAAGGAGAUUUUACUUUGAUUUGGUGGAUUUUCAGAGAAUAAAGCAGCCCUCUAUACGUGUGACCGUGUGUCUUGGAUUACUGUGUGCUGUCCUGUUGGCUGCUAACAUAGGACAGCUUAUCUACCAUGCCAGUCAUCCAGCGGACAACACCGAACGUGAUUGGCUGCAGAGCAGACACAAUGCUUCAACUGCAGAGAGAAAACAGUUAGAGGGCAGACUGAGUAACCUGACUGAAGAAAAAGACCAGCUGCAGCAAAGUUACAAUACACUGACAACUAGCAAAGAUUACCUUCAGAUCAGCUACAAUUCAUUGCAGAGAGAAAAAGAACAAUUGCAAACCAGUUAUAAUACUCUGCAAAGAGGAAAUGAGCAGCUACAGACCAACUACUUUGAUUUGGCAAAAGGUUGCGUUGAGAUAGCGAAACAGUUCAAGGACAAGAUGGUGAGGACGGCAGUUCAAGUAAGAAGCAUGCCAUGUCAGACCGGCUGGAGGAAGUUUGGUGACAGCUGUUACAUUGUUUCAACUGAGAAGAAAAACUGGACAGCAGGCAGAGACGCCUGCAACGCCGAGGGAGCAGAGCUGGUCGUCAUAAACAGCAGGGAUGAGCAGGCGUUUGUCAACGGGUUACUGACGACAGGCCAAAAUGCCUGGAUCGGUCUGACUGACAGUGUUGUAGAGGGGAAAUGGACGUGGGCGGAUGGGACUCCAGUCACCACAACGUACUGGAAGGCCGGCCAGCCCAACAGCUACAAUGGGAACCAGGACUGUGGAGAAACGGUGCAAAAGUCACCCGGAGUGGGAGAGUGGAACGAUGAAGGCUGUUCUGCUGUUCAGAUGUUUAUCUGCGAGCAAUAAGAUCCCAUUGGUUUACAUGAUGGUGUGUGGCUUUGGGUGGUGGUGGUAAUAUAAGAUAAGAUAAGUUAAGAUAAGAUAAUCCUUUAUUAGUCCCGCAGCGGAAAUUUACAGGAUUACAGCAGCGUAGAUAUAGUGCAAACAAGGUACAUAGUAGAAAAAACAAACAAGUAUUUUAAAUAAGUCCACAAUAACUAAAACAAAUCUUAUAAAUACAGACAGAAUACUUAUAGUUAUAGUAUUGCACAGUUUUGAUAUCUUCAAUAUUUUUUUCUGGUGAUUUAUUAUGUUAUCUUAUUAUUAUAAAACCAAUGAAAAUACCAAUCAAUUGUACUAUCAAUCUUAAUCUCAAAAUGACAAUCCCCCGCUUUUUAAGUCUUACAUCAUUUGAAUACUAAUUAUUUUCGGUACCGCUCUGUAAUAAAUACAUGA
Messenger RNA from Anoplopoma fimbria (sablefish), 1398 nucleotides. RefSeq names its product C-type lectin domain family 4 member M-like. Gene Ontology annotation, molecular function: signaling receptor activity. The record is from RefSeq and is a predicted model, not a curated record. Bases 25 to 969 code for a protein of 314 amino acids. The transcript has 6 exons. Lineage: Eukaryota; Metazoa; Chordata; Actinopteri; Perciformes; Anoplopomatidae.